Molecule: messenger RNA, 2318 nt
Organism: Orussus abietinus
Lineage: Eukaryota; Metazoa; Arthropoda; Insecta; Hymenoptera; Orussidae
Gene: Noc2
Product: nucleolar complex protein 2 homolog
Exons: 11
Coding region: 102-2243 (713 amino acids)
Biological process (GO): ribosomal large subunit biogenesis; negative regulation of transcription by RNA polymerase II
Cellular component (GO): nucleoplasm; Noc2p-Noc3p complex; nucleolus
Molecular function (GO): transcription corepressor activity; histone binding
Source: RefSeq, a predicted model, not a curated record
UAUGAAGUGAACUGCUUGUCAAAUAAAUUAUGUAAUGACAAAUAAAUUCUAUAAAAGCUGAAGAAAUUAUACAUUCACAUAACAAUAAUAUAAAAAAUAAAAUGAAAGUAAAAAAAUCAAAGAUUGUUGCCAAGAGGGUGAAGAAGAAACAGCAAUUGAAAAAACCAUUAAGUAAGGUAACAACGGAAGAGUUUUUUGAGCAAAAUUUUGAAGACAGCAGUGGUGAGGAUGAAGAACGAAAAAGUAAAAAGGGUGGCAGCAAUAGUGAAGACAAGGAUUAUGAUAGCGGAGAAAGUGAUAUGGACCCUGAUGAACACAAAAAAUCGUUAAUGAAAUUAAAAGAUACCGAUCCUGAAUUUUACUCGUAUUUGAAGGAAAAUGACAAAAAACUUUUAGAGUUUAAUUUGUCUGAUGAGGAUGAUGUACCUUCAGAAAUCGAGGAUAGCAAAACUCAUACCCUUGAAGAUAAUUUAGAGAUUGCAAGUGAUGAAAGUGAUUAUGAGCCAGUAGGAGAAGAAGGUAGUACUACUUUAGGGGGUCCACAGAAAGUAACACAGAAAUUGCUUCAAACUUGGCAAGAUGAACUAGAAAAAACCAGACCCUUAAAGACAAUAAAAAAUGUUGUUGAAGCUUUUCAUGCAGCUUUACAAAUGGUGGAAGAACCAAAUGAACCUAAAAGCACUCGGUAUAAAGUUGAAGGGGCUACAGCAUUCAAUGGAAUAGUACGUUUGUGUAUUCUACAUCUACCUCCUGCGUUCAAGAAGUUUCUACAAUUGGGUCCAGGAAAUUCAUUUGAAGCUCAUAAAGCGAAACGGUUUGUCAAAGUAAAAACAGUCAUAAAGUCAUAUCUUACAGACUUAAUUAAGAUAUUAAAAAACGUAACGUCAUCUAACAUCCUUACUGUACUUUUGAAACAUCUUCAUCAAAUGUUACCUUAUGUACAUUCAUUCUCAACGCUAAGUAAACCUCUGCUGAGGAUACUGUUGCAAAUGUGGUCAAGUGGUGAAGAUACAGUCAGAGUUGUGGCUUUUCUGAAUAUAUUACAUUAUGCAUUAGGUCGCAAAGGAUCGAUUCUUGAAACCUUGUUGAAGACAAUGUACGUCAAAUAUGUUGAAAACUCCAAAUUCGUUUCUCCGAUAACCCUACCAGGAAUCAAUUUUAUGAGACAUUCACUAUGCGAAAUAUUUAUGCUCGACUGCAAUCUUUCGUAUAACCAUGCUUUCCUUUAUAUCCGUCAAUUGGCGAUUCAUUUAAGAAAUGCAGUGACUUUAAAGAAGAAGGAAUACUUCCAAGCAGUAUAUAAUUGGCAGUACAUUAAUUCCCUGCGGUUUUGGGCUGAAUUAAUAAGAUUAAAAAAUCAGUCAAUGUUGCAAUCACUUCUCUAUCCUUUGGUACAGAUUAUCACAGGAACUAUCAAAGUAAUACCAACUACGCAAUACUAUCCUUUACGAUUCCAUUGUAUAGAAAUAUUAAUAAACAUUUCUAAGGACACCGAUACUUUCAUACCGAUCUUGCCAUUUGCUUUGGAGAUACUUGACUCAUAUGAUUUUAACAAGAGGCAUAAAGCAGUGUCCAUGAAACCCAUACCAUUAACUUGCGUGCUGAGAAUGUCCAAGGCACAGUUACAAGAAAAUGGCUUCAAAGACAGCAUCAUUGAAAAUAUCUACGAACUUGUAUUAACGUGUGCAGAGAAAGACAGUCAUAAAAUUUAUUUCCCCGACAUGUACGUGCCUUGUGUCAUACAGUUGAAAGCAUUCGUGAAAAAGUGUCACGUAGCGAACUACUGCAGAAAAAUUAAACAGCUCUUAGACAAGAUCGAAGAGAACCGGCAGUUCAUCGAGAAGCAACGAGCCAACGUAGCAUUCGAAUUAAAGGACACCGUGGAAAUAAAAAAUUGGGAGAACCGAAUGAGAGCCCAGGGAACUCCAAUUUCGAAAUUCUUCGAGUCUUGGAUCAAGAUCCAGCGGUCGCAAAAGCUGAAGCUUUUGACAAAGAACGACGAAGUUGCCGACUUCGGUUUACCCACGUUAAAGAAACUAAAAGAGCGAGCCAGAGAGACGGAAGAAAACGGGGAUGACGACGAGGACGAGCUCGAGGUGCUGGAAAAGAGAAAAAGAAAGUCAAAGUCUGGGAGGCGAGCAGAGAAGAAAAAAACCAAGCACGCCGCCCUUGAGGAUAUCGAAGACCUUCCCAGAGAAAAUACGGAUAUCGUCAAGGAAACCAGUGUCAAUGAUUGGGAUUGAUGAUGUAUACUUUUUUACGCCUACAAUCUUGUCUCAAGGAGCAUCGAGAAAGGAACAAUAAAGCCAGUCGUUCUC